CACUCUCCCCCCGUCCCUAAGCUGCACAGCUCCUUACAACCCUUUUGAGCCUGUCUAGCAGAGAGAGCAAGAGAAUGAGUGUGUUUGUGUGUGUGUGUGCGCACGUGCUGUGUGAGAGACACAGAGAGGCAGCCGAGAUGAGAGUGUGAAGCAGUGAGAGGGAAAACCUUGAAAGAACAGCAAAGGCGAUCAGAAAGGGGGGAGGGAGACGGCGUACACAGCAAAAAGGCAGAGCAGAGUAGAAGAAAGAGAAGAGAAGAGGGGAGGGAUAUAAAGUGUAAUGUGAAUGUACUAUCUUUGAUAGUCCUGGUGCCAAAGUCAAGAGAUGCAAUGACUAGAUGACCAACCACUACACGCACCAGCAUCCUGUCCUGGAGCCUUGACAGGAGGGGACAAGAAAAAUCCACACACACUCAAAGGCAAAACACUCUCUUCAAGCAGUCCCACAUCCUCUGGAUCAUGUCGUCUACUGGGUCAGCCAACCAUAACAAGCGUCUGGCAUCGGAGACAGACAACUCACAGAGGGUGUUGGACAAUGAAUCAGCCCAGCACCUGAAGCUGAGGGACAGACAGCGCUUUUUUGAAGAGGUCUACCAGCAUGACGUGGACAACUACCUGCCCUCUGCUCACCUGCAGAUUGACUGCAGGAAACCCCCAAUGGGAAGCAUCUCUUCUAUGGAGGUGAACGUGGACGUCCUGGAGCAGAUGGACCUGAUGGACAUCUCUGACCAGGAGGCUCUCGACGUGUUCCUCAACUCAGGCUCAGGAGCAGACGAGGGAGCGCUGGCAUCUCCACUACCAGAGGUUGAGGACGAAGACGAAUAUGAGGAAGAUGAAGAUGCAGAGGUCGUCUACAGGGAGCGCGCACCUUUGAAACGGCAAAAUGAAGUUCACCGUGGGUCUCGCAUGUCCUCUACGUCAUCUGGUUCCAGUGACACCAGCGGGGGCGGAGUCGACACACCUGUGAUCCAGUCUGACGAUGAAGAAGUCCAUGCCGACACUCUGCUGCUGACCUCUGUUCCCCAUACCAGGGAUGAAGAAACAGAGGAGGAAGACGAGGACGAAAGAUGCCUUGCAACUAAGUCUUCAUAAAGACUGAAUUUGAAGAUUUGUAGAUUUGUAGCGUAAAAAGAGCCAGAGACCUCUCUCUGUCUCUCUUUGCUCUUCUUUUCUUUUCAGGAAAACCUAGCAUGGUUGACCUGGCUGUGAUUUGCUGUGUCUUUUGAAUGUUUUCCUGAGUACACUGGAUUUUUCUUUACAACUAAUCUUCUCUAUUUUUCCUAUUAACUGUUAAAUAAUCUAUUUUGUUGUUUGGCUAAUCUCUUGGCAAUGUAAAUAUUCCAGAAUCCAAAUGUUAUUAGUCAUCCCAGUCCUGUGCACUAACAUGUUCAAGAUUUAUUCCUCUUGUUGCCAGAGAAAAACCACUCUCAUGCCCACUUUGUGUCAGAAAGAUACAGGUGCGAAACAGUCAUGUGAAACAGUAAGUCUGCUUUAAAGACCUGCCAUAAGUACAAGAAUAGAAACAGAGUAGAGUCAUAAUCAGAAAGCAAAUUUAGAACAAUGCAAAGAAAAGUGAAGUCCGAGGCAAUCUGUAAAUCUCAUUCGCAGGGGGGCUGAAGCUGAUCCCAGAUGACACUGGGUGAGAGGCAGGACACAAUCAAUCACAGUGCUGACACAGACACGGACAACUAACCUAACCUAACCUGCAUGUCUUUGGAUUGUGGGAAGAAGCUGUAAAAAACCCAAACAGGGAGAAUAUGCAAACUGCAAAAGGUGGGGGAGGAUGGAGGAAUCAAAUACCAACACACAGAAAAGCUAUUAAUUAGUCUGUUUAAAGGCUUUGAGGUGUGGAACCAUUAAGACUUCAUAAUGACAGGUAUUGAGAGCAUGUUUGAAGGGCAAUCUGACUGAAUUUAGUUCAAAGGCUCAAGGAACAAAUUGCAGGCAUCAUGCAUGUUCUCUUUGUGUUUUCAGAGGAUUACUAUGGGGUAGAAAUUAGGCACUUUGAGCAAAACCCAACAAAAGGUUUCACUUGUUUGACAAUGUUAUCAUGAAUCUAUUGCCAUGUGCAUGUGCAAACUAUUAACAGUAUCAUGAAUGGAUUUGUGUUUGUAAAUGCAUGACAUUUUGUUCUUGUUGUUUUCAGUUUUGUAAUUGAAAAGUGAUUCAUUACUGAACUAUGCAGGUGACACCUGUACUUGAUAACAAGUUACUCCUCUCUUCCAUGUGGGAUGUAAUUUGAGAGUUGGGUAUUUAUGCAUGUGGAGAGAGAGUGAUUCACUUGAGAAAUAUUUGUUUGUUUAUGCACUGUGUGAAAGAUGUAUAUCUAUUUGUAAGGGGGACGUGUGACUGUACUGUCUGCCUGUGAGGGUGUGGAUGGUAAACAUUACAAUACAACAGGUAUGGUUGUAUACUUAUAAUACUAUACGUGGUUGAGCCCACAUCUACAUUCAAAACAAGUGAUGUGUAUGUCUUCCCUAUUUGAAUAUCUUGCUAGGAACUAAAUAAAAAUGAAACAGGUUAAAACCAUUGAAUUUA
Molecule: messenger RNA, 2538 nt
Organism: Dicentrarchus labrax (European seabass)
Lineage: Eukaryota; Metazoa; Chordata; Actinopteri; Moronidae
Product: dysbindin-like
Exons: 4
Coding region: 460-1092 (210 amino acids)
Biological process (GO): negative regulation of protein kinase activity
Cellular component (GO): cytoplasm
Source: RefSeq, a predicted model, not a curated record